CCAAUAAAAUCUCUCUUAUCAAAUCUUAAACUAAAUUUCUAUGUAAACAAGAAAAUAAGAUACAUCAAUUAGCAACAACGAAGAACCAUGGCAUGUCAACAACAUAAAAUAAUAGAACAACCAAGGGAUGAGACAGAGAUAUACAAAGGAGAAGCAAUAUGCAAACAAAAAACAAACUUUCUCCUUGAUCAAUUUUUCCUUCCAAGGGGUUUGCUUCCUUUGGACAACAUAGUGGAAAUGGGUUACAAUCGUCUCACGGGUUACGUGUGGCUCAAGCAAAGGGAAAGGAAGGUGCACCGGUACAAUGACAUCGGUCGCAAGGUUUCUUUUGACACGGAGGUUACUGCCUUCGUGGAGGAACACCUGAUGCGAAGGGUCACCGGUGUUAAGACCAAAGAGUUGUUUAUAUGGCUUCCUGUGACAGAUAUCUUCAUCAAUGAACCUUCUUCUAAUGUGAUCUCGUUCGCAAAUUCUUCUGGAAUUGCUAGAUCGUUUCCUCUAUCAGCAUUUGCUCUCCAAGAAGAACAUACACCGCAACAAAAUUAACAUAAAAUUUCAUCAACAAACUUUUAUUGAUUU
Molecule: messenger RNA, 579 nt
Organism: Lathyrus oleraceus (garden pea)
Lineage: Eukaryota; Viridiplantae; Streptophyta; Magnoliopsida; Fabales; Fabaceae
Exons: 1
Coding region: 88-546 (152 amino acids)
Source: RefSeq, a predicted model, not a curated record